Molecule: messenger RNA, 1248 nt
Organism: Guyanagaster necrorhizus
Lineage: Eukaryota; Fungi; Basidiomycota; Agaricomycetes; Agaricales; Physalacriaceae
Exons: 8
Coding region: 1-1248 (415 amino acids)
Molecular function (GO): hydrolase activity, hydrolyzing N-glycosyl compounds
Source: RefSeq, a predicted model, not a curated record
AUGUAUGCGGUGGAUUCUCUCGUCCUAUUUGCCUUACCUCAUAUACCACGUAAAGAUUCCAUCCCUAAGAUAUUUGUAUGUUCACUGGCAGCGCACCGGCCACGAUAUAACAGCGACCAUUAUCCUGAUAUUGUCGUUCCAUUCCAGUAUCAUCAGCACGUCUAUGAUCUCCUGGGUUCUUCCUACAAGUCCUGCCUCGCGGACGGAAUCAACGUGACUUUACGGCUUGGAUCCCGUCUCCUCGGAAUAAAAGUGCAUCGACUGAGGGGCGAACAGGAUAGGCGGCAUGAAGCCACGACCCUGUCUAAUCCGUCCGUUCCUUCCGAAAGCCGCAUGCUCGUGGAUUCAGACGAGGGCUUCAAGUUCCUGGUCUUUGGCCCCGACGUUGUUGAGAAGUCGAAUUCCGGCCCUUCACAAAGCCUAGAGGCAGACUACCCGGCAGAACUAGCACCAAGCACCAUGUUGGACAAAUUUUGGACACCGGACGGAAAUCAAGAAGCCAGUAUCAGAAGCAUGAAAAGUCAUAAGCCCAGGAUAGACAACGGAACGACCGUCUCUGAAGUGUGUCAAGUACCAAGAGCGCGCUCUCAAAUGAAACCAAGCAUCCUUUUCUUUUCUGUCCUGGCUGUGCUUGCCCAGCUGGCAUAUUCUCUAAGAUUGCAAGCAGACGACCAAACUGACUGUGGAUACCGUGAUGCUGCCGCCCUUCUACUCGCUUCCACUCUGCCCUGCGCCAACCUCUUGGCCGUUCAAAUCAAUUAUCCUUCGUCUUAUACAGUACUGACUGCCUCCGCGAUUCUAACCUAUUAUUCCCACCCUAAUCUGCUCAUCGGUGCUAUUAGGCCUUUCGACGUGUACUAUUACCAGUACGAAGACUGCAAAAUCCAGCAGUUGUACCGAAAGGCAUUAUCUGAGCAAGAUGACGGAAGCGUCACCAUCGCAAGCAUAGGAUUUUUCGACAAUGUGAAGUGGUUCGGCGCGUAUCCCUGUAACAGCGGUAGCUCUCCAGCCAAGACGGCCCAUGUUGUUAAUUCGUGGCCGGCAAAGAUGUCAUUUUCGGGUAGCUAUCUCGGAGGCAAUUUUACAUCUGGAGCACGGUUUACUGUUCAGGCACCUUCAGAGAAUCUCGUUGCUGCAGCGUUCAUGAUACAUGCGCGUGGUUACAAUAUCCCCGCUAUUCAUGGGAUCCUAUCGUGCUACUUCACACCAUUCAAGAUCAGGAACUUCGUCCUCAUGACGGUGCCAUAA